UUAAGCAAAAGAAGGGCACGAGAACACGAGAAUCUGCUCUAAGCUGGUUAUUUGUAUCCUGGAAUUGGCUUCUCUGGAACAACUAUUGUUGAUUUUUUUUGACUUUAUAACUUGAUGUUCACUUUGGUUUUGGAGUAAAUUGUGUGGGAGAUUUUUUUCUUCCGAGUUUUGCUGUUUUAAUGCAGAGCAAUUAACUCAACGCCAUGGCAUGGUAUGGCCAGUGAGUAUGCAACAGAAACAGAGUUACAGAUGCAUUUUUGUUUGGCUGAGACGAAGGUUCUUAAUUUGUAGCUUGGAUUAAAAUGUAGUUAAAUUAGAGGGCGAUCGCAAUGUGGAUCCAUCACCCCAGGGCCACGCACAUUUUGAGUUGGAAAUCCCAUCAACCCCAUGUAUGGAAUUUGGUGAAGAAGAGGACUUAUCAUUCAAGUUCAAGUACGAGAGAGUGUUUUACAUACGCCUAUUUAUUGCAGGCUUGUGUGAAGGAGGAGGCAUGGAGUGAGGGUCAGCGGAUUCAUGUCCGCAUGAUCAAGAGAGGGGUAGAGAUGGACACGUUUUUGGAAACCAAAUUGGUGAUAAUGUAUGCCAAGUAUGGGAAGCUGGAUUUUGCCCGCCGUUUAUUCGAGAGAGGUGAAAAGAAUGUGGUGGGAUGGAAUGCAAUGAUUUCAGGAUAUGCCCAACACGGACAGUCACACGCAGCCCUCGCCCUGUUUAAGCAGAUGCGGAUGCAGAAGGCAGUACCGGAUCAUUUCGUGUUGGCUACCGUUGUGAGCUUGUGUGAGACGGAGAUGCAGGUGGGCAAACAGUUGCAUGCCCAUGUAAUGGCCGCUGGCUUUCAGUCGGACCUGGUCCUGCUCACUGCUCUCGUUCGCAUGUAUUCAGCAUGUGGUGCAAUGGAUGAUGCGCGCCAAUUGUUUGACAAAAUGUCUCGCAGAGACGUCAUCUCAUGGACUGUCAUGAUUGCAGGAUACACCAAAUGUGGCAGAAUGGAGGAUGCAUUUUCUUUGUUUGGCCGAAUGCCCCGCAGAGAUGCGGCUUCAUGGAAUGCAAUGAUCGCAGGGUGCGCACAAAAUGGAUACGGGGCAGCUUCCUUUACGCUCUUCUGCACUAUGCAACGCUCAGGUUGUGCCGCCAGGCCAAAUCAGGGCACAUAUGCUGCCCUUCUCAUAGCCUGUGCAGGUUUGUCAGCACUUGAUCAGGGCAAGCAGGUGCAUGCCCACAUAAUCAAAAGUCAGUUUUGGUCCGAUGCUCUCUUGAGGAAUGCUCUUGUUGAUAUGUAUGCCAAAUCUGGGAGCAUCCAGGAUUCCCGCCUGUUGUUUGAUGGAAGUUUUGAUAGGGAUGUUAUCCGGUGGACCACCAUGAUUGCAGGGUAUGGCAAGCAUGGGUUUGCAGCCGAGGCAAUUCACCUGUUUGAUCAGAUGCAGAAAGCUGGUGUAAAACCCAAUCACAUCACCUUCAUUAGCAUCCUGUCUGCCUGCAGCCAUGCUGGGCUAGUGGAGCAAGGGUGGAGAUUCUUCCAUUCUAUGACAAAAGACUACAACAUUGUGCCCAGAGCAGAGGAUUACGCUUGUAUGGUUGAUCUUCUGGGGCGUGCUGGCAAAGUGGAGGAGGCUCACAAUUUAAUCAACAAAAUUCCAACUGAACCUGGAGCUCAUGUGUGGGCUGCAUUGCUCGGCGCUUGCAGAGCACAUGGUAAUAUGGAAGUUGGAAAGGUUGCAGCCCAACGCCUCUUUGAGUUGAAUCCCCAACAGGCAGGAACAUAUGUGGAGCUGUCAAACAUAUAUGCUGCAUCUGGCAUGUGGGAUCAUGUAGCACAACUGAGAAAGACUAUGGAAGACAGGGGUAUUAGAAAGCAGCCAGGUUACAGCUGGAUUGUAGUUGAGAAAUGUACCCAUGUGUUUGUUGUUGGAGACAGAUCACACCCACAAACAGAAGCAAUAUAUACAAUGCUAGAAAAUCUAACUAGGCGUAUGAAAGAAGCAGGCUAUAUUCCAGACACAGACCUUGUGCUGCAUGAUCUGGAGGAGGAGGAGAAGGAGGGCAUCCUUAGCCAUCACAGUGAAAAGUUGGCUAUUGCAUUUGGGCUUAUCAGCACACAUCCGAGAGAACCUAUUCAAAUUGUCAAGAACCUUCGUAUGUGUAUUGAUUGUCACACUGCCACCAAGUUCAUUUCUAAGGUUUCGGAAAGGAAACUAGUUGUGAGAGAUGUUAAUCGCUUCCAUCAUUUCAGGGAAGGGCUCUGUUCUUGUGGAGAUUACUGGUGAUUCCCAGCUAAGGAUGGCAAAAUCUUUAUAUUUUAUAGCCCUUCUUCUA
This is a messenger RNA of Cryptomeria japonica (Japanese cedar), 2310 nucleotides long. RefSeq names its product pentatricopeptide repeat-containing protein At2g22070-like. The record is from RefSeq and is a predicted model, not a curated record. The coding region runs from base 330 to 2261 and encodes 643 amino acids. Gene Ontology annotation, molecular function: RNA binding; protein binding; zinc ion binding. Lineage: Eukaryota; Viridiplantae; Streptophyta; Pinopsida; Cupressales; Cupressaceae. Gene Ontology annotation, biological process: RNA modification. The transcript has a single exon.